Molecule: messenger RNA, 991 nt
Organism: Echinops telfairi (small Madagascar hedgehog)
Lineage: Eukaryota; Metazoa; Chordata; Mammalia; Afrosoricida; Tenrecidae
Gene: GIPC3
Product: GIPC PDZ domain containing family member 3
Exons: 5
Coding region: 236-913 (225 amino acids)
Molecular function (GO): protein binding
Source: RefSeq, a predicted model, not a curated record
GUCACCCAUUGUUCCCUUGCUAUUGGAAUCCUGGGGGUGGAGGUGGGCGAGGGCCACCGGGGCCAGCUUUAUGCCCCUGUCGUCCUCUGUUUCCCUAACGUAUUGAGAGCUGUCAUCUCGGUUGUUCUGGGCAGACAGGGUGGCCAGGGAUCACUGUUGUUCAUUCUCCACUUCACACCCUCCCCCCCUUGGGGGCCAGAUCUUGUUCUGUACCCUGAAUAGCCACAAGGUGGACAUGCAGAAACUCUUGGGCGGCCAGAUCGGCCUGGAGGAUUUCAUCUUCGCCCACGUGCGGGGCGAGACCAAGGAAGUGGAGGUCACCAAGACAGAGGAUGCCCUGGGACUGACCAUCACCGACAACGGGGCCGGCUACGCCUUCAUCAAGAGGAUCAAGGAGGGCAGUAUCAUCAACCGCAUCGAGGCCGUGUGUGUGGGCGACAGCAUUGAGGCCAUCAACGAUCACUCCAUCGUCGGCUGCCGGCACUAUGAGGUGGCCAAGAUGCUGCGGGAGCUGCCCAAGUCCCAGCCGUUCACCCUCCGCCUGGUGCAGCCCAAGAGAGCCUUUGAUAUGAUUGGUCAGAGGAGCCGAAGCAGCAAGUGCUCCGUGGAGUCGAAGGUGACCAGCGGGAGGGAGACCCUGCGCCUUCGUUCUGGGGGUGCGGCCACCGUGGAGGAGGUGCCCAGUGAGUUUGAGGAGGAGGCUUCCCGGAGGGUCGAUGACCUGCUGGAAAGUUACAUGGGCAUUCGGGAUCCUGAGCUGGCGUCCACCAUGGUGGGGACUUCCAAGAUGACGGCGAGCGUCCAGGAGUUUGCGCACCAUUUAGACUCCGUCUUGGGAGAGUUUGCUUUCCCGGACGAGUUUGUGGUGGAAGUGUGGGCCGCCAUCGGCGAGGCCCGGGAAGCCUGUGGCUAGUGUGCCCCGGGGGCGACCGCAGCCCCAGCCCAGAGCCCAGCCCCCAGCCCCAGCCCAGAUCUGAGCCCCAGCCCUGCU